Molecule: messenger RNA, 4420 nt
Organism: Styela clava
Lineage: Eukaryota; Metazoa; Chordata; Ascidiacea; Stolidobranchia; Styelidae
Source: RefSeq, a predicted model, not a curated record
AUGCCAAGAGCAAAGGAUAUUCAGUAUUUGCUGUACAAAACGGAGGUUGGUGUGCGACAAGAUGGCGAAGGAGGACCAUGGGGAAAUCAAGUAUACAAGAUUGGAAAUCCAACAAAGCAAGUGUCAUAUGCUUCGAUUGGAUGCUUCAGAGAUACAGGAAAUAGAGCAAUUCCUCAAGCAGAUGGCCGUUUCCAAAGCCUGCGAGAUAGUUACCCACAACGUAAGGAUGCUAUUGCAAAAUGUGCAAGAAUUGCAACUGAUCUAGGAUACAAAGUCUUUGCUGUUCAGAACGGCGGGUGGUGUGCGACUGGUUCUGAAGCUCACAUGACUUACCAAAAGUAUGGACCUUCAAAUGGUUGUAGAAAAGAUGGUGAAGGUGGACCAUGGGCUAAUCAUGUGUACGGUUUGAAUGGAUGGAAACCUGAGCCUCUCAGUGAACUUUCACUUCUGGAUCUCGGUUGUUGGAGAGACAACGGAAAGAGGGCGAUUCCUGGAGUUGAUGCCAUACUUACAAAACGAUAUGGACCUUAUACUGCAAGAAAGGAUGCCAUACAGAAAUGCGGUAACUAUGCCAAGAGCAAAGGAUAUUCAGUAUUUGCUGUACAAAACGGAGGUUGGUGUGCGACAAGUAAGAACGCAGAAGAUACUUUUGACAAGUAUGGACCAUAUUCAACAUGCGGAAAAGACGGCGAAGGUGGACCAUGGGGAAGUCAAGUAUACAAGAUAACUAAAAAGAAUUUUAAUACUCAUGUGCGUUAUCAAUACAUUGGAUGCUUCAAAGAUACUCGUAACAGAGCGAUACCUCAGGCUGAUGGAAGGUUUAAUACGUUGCGGGAUACAUAUAAACGAAGAAAAGAUGCUGUUCAGAAGUGUGCUAUGGUGGCAUCAUCAUUGGGAUUUAAAGCAUUUGCUGUACAAAAUGGUGGAUGGUGCGCUACUGGAAAAAACGCUCAUCUCACAUAUUCCAAGUACGGACCUUCAUCCAACUGCCAAAAAGACGGAAGAGGUGGAAGUUGGGCCAAUGCAGUGUAUUCUAUUAAUGGUUGGAAACCAAUACGACUGACUGACCUUGGAUGUUGGAAAGACACUAGAAAUCGUGCCAUUCCUGGUGUAGAUCGAAUUCUGGCCAAAAAGUUCGGUGCAUACAAAUCAAGAAGAGGUUCCGUACAAAGAUGUGCUCAAUAUGCCAAGAGCAAAGGAUAUUCAGUAUUUGCUGUACAAAACGGAGGUUGGUGUGCGACAAGUAAGAACGCAGAAGAAACUUUUGACAAGUAUGGACCAUCUUCAACUUGUAGAAAUGACGGUGAAGGAGGACCAUGGGGAAACCAAGUUUACAAAAUAACAACAUCAACAUCAAUUUCACAAAGAUUAAGCUAUACUUCUCUUGGAUGCUUCAAAGAUACAAGAAAUAGAGCAAUUCCUCAAGCCGAUGGCCGAUUUCAAACGCUACGAGACACGUACACUCAACGAAAGCAUGCGAUUGCGAAAUGUGCAAAGGUUGCGACUGAUUUAGGAUAUAAAAUAUUCGCUGUACAGAACGGAGGCUGGUGUGCUACUGGACCCGAUGCUGAUGAAACUUACCAAAAGUAUGGACCCUCGAACAGUUGCCGGAAAGAUGGUAAAGGGGGUCCGUGGGAAAAUGAAGUAUAUGGCGUCAAUGGGUGGAGACCAAAACCGGUACAGACAAUGACUUUCGUGGAUUUGGGAUGCUGGAAAGAUACUGGCAACAGAGCCAUACCUGGUGCUGAUAAGAUUCUUACCAAGAGAUUCGGACCUUAUUCUGCGAGACAUAACGCCAUACAAAGAUGUGCCCAAUAUGCCAAGAGCAAAGGAUAUUCAGUAUUUGCUGUACAAAACGGAGGUUGGUGUGCGACAAGUAAGAACGCAGAAGACACUUUUGACAAGUAUGGACCAUCUUCCUCAUGUCGAAAAAACGGCGAGGGUGGACCUUGGGCAAACCAAGUUUACAAACUUAUGGAAAGAAACUAUGGCUUCCCAGCACGUUUCCAAUAUGUGGGAUGUUACAAAGACAAUCGCAAACGAGCUAUUCCUCAAGCAGAGGGAAGAUUCCAAACUUUGAGAGAUAACUAUAAACGCAGGGAAAAUGCCGUUCGAAAAUGUGCAAUGGUUGCUGCAUCUCUUGGGUAUAAAGCAUUUGGCAUUCAAAACGGUGGUUGGUGUGCGACUGGCAAGGAUGCCCAUCUCACAUUUGGCAGGUACGGAUAUUCAUCUAAUUGUGCGAAGGAAGGAAAAGGAGGAAGUUGGGCAAAUGCGGUAUAUGCUCUUAACGGAUGGAAACCAGAGCAAUACUUUGAACUUGGAUGCUGGAAAGACACGCGUAAUAGAGCAAUACCAGGAGCUGACAAAAAUCUGAAGGCGUUGUAUGGGCCAUACCGAACGAGAAUCGGCGCUAUACAAAGAUGUGCUCAAUAUGCUAAGAGCAAACGAUAUUCAGUAUUUGCUGUACAAAACGGAGGUUGGUGUGCGACAAGUACGACAGCAGAAGACACUUUUGACAAAUUCGGACCAUCAUCAUCGUGCAAACCCAACGGCAAAGGAGGAAAAUGGGCAAAUCAAGUUUAUAAACUUGGAAGACCCAAAACAAAAGAAAUAACAUACGCUGCAAUUGGGUGCUAUAAAGAUACCAAGAAACGAGCAAUCCCGAGAGCAGAUGGUCGAUUCCAAAUACUUCGAGAUAAUUACAAGCAACGUAAAGACGCGAUCGCAAAAUGUGCGAGAAUAUCUGCUGAUCUGGGAUACAAAGUGUUUGCUAUACAGAAUGGCGGCUGGUGUGCAACAGGACCAAAGGCGAACAAAUCUUACAUGAAAUACGGAAAAUCUAUGAAAUGCAAAAACGACGGAAAAGGCGGGCCUUGGGCUAACGCUGUGUAUGCUCUGAAUGGAUGGGAACCUGUUUCAGAAAUCAUCACGACUCCACCGCCAGCCGUAGUAAAAGAACAGAUGACGAUGGUAGAUCUUGGAUGUUGGAAAGACACAAGAAUCAGAUCCAUACCAAGUGUUGACAAAUAUCUAAUUGAGAAAUACGGUGCAUACGAGUCUCGCAAGAACGCAGUUGAGAAAUGCGCACAAUACGCCAAGAGUAAAGGCUAUACAGUAUUUGCGGUACAGAAUGGUGGUAAUUGUAGGACAAGUUCCAGAGCUGAAGAUACCUUUGACAAAUACGGACCUUCUUCUUCCUGCGGCGCAAACGGCAACGGCGGAUCAUGGAGUAACCAAGUUUAUCAGUUUAAACCAACAAUGGAAGUCGCAAACAUUCGAUACGUGCCUAUCGGGUGUUAUAAAGAUACCAAAAGCCAUGCGUUACCGAUCGCGGAAGGCAGAUUCAAGAGUCUUCGUGGAAACUACAAACAACGUAAAAAUGCUGUCAGGAAAUGCGCUUUGGCAGCGUCAGCUUUGGGUUACAAAGUAUUUGCACUUCAGAAUGGCGGAUCAUGUUCGACCGGACCGAAUGCCCAUCAUACAUUUUCAAAGUACGGCCCGUCAUCUAACUGUGGCAUUGACGGAAAAGGCGGUCCAUGGGCAAAUUACGCUUAUAUUAUUUUAGGAUCCGGGUGGAUUCCGAAGCCGCAAUUCCCUGCUGUUACAAGACCGAGAGAUCUGGUUCUCACCGAUUUGGGUUGUUGGAGAGAUACUGCUGAGAGAGCCAUUUCUGGAGUAGACAAUGUUCUUCUGAGAAGACAUGGACAUUAUAAAAACAGAGAAAACGCGGUACAGAAAUGUGCACAUUUUGCGAAGAAACGUGGCUUCUCCGUCUUCGCUGUACAAGAUGGUGGCUGGUGCUCAGCAUCAGAGACAGCCUACAAAACAUAUAACAAGUAUGGAUCAUCUAAUAGAUGCAGGAACGAUGGUGCUGGCGGAAAAUGGGCUAAUCGAGUUUAUAUGGUUAGCGCUGCUGUUGAUGUUCGAUAUCGUCAUGUGGGCUGCUUUAGAGACACCUCGGAACAUGCGGUACCAAUUGUAGAAGACCGUUUCCUUGUCUUGCAAGAUGAUUUUGCAACGAGGUAUGAAGCUAUACGGAAAUGUGCGAGGAUUGCUGCGGCUUCUGAAUAUAAAGCAUUCGCUAUACGAGACGGCGGGAGAUGUGCUACAGGACCGGUUGCUCACUUUACUUACGGAAACUACGGUAAAUCUAAGAAGUGUGGAAUUCAUGGAAAGGCGGCCACAAUGCAAUGGACGUUUAUUCUUGACGUCAGGAAAAUUGAUGUCACUGAAAAGACUAGGCUGCUACCAAGAUCAAAGGGUUCGUGCGAUUCCAACACUUGAAAGAGGUUCUCAUCUUCUUACCCACGAGUUAUACGGGGAACGCCCGGGUGCAAUCAAAACGUGCCUGAGACGAGCUUCAAGGCUUGGAUAUAAAGUGAUUGGAAUGCAGAACGGGGGAUCGUGUAUGAGUUCCGGA